UGAAAACAUAUUCUAUUCUAUAAAGGAAAACUCAAAAUGGCUGAUAAGGAUAAAGAAAAAAAUAAUUAUGUAGAAGAUGAAGAGGAGCCGCCACAGCGGGCAGAACGCGUAGAUCAGGGCACUCAGCGCUCGGGUCGUCGCCCACUGCCGCCGCCACGCCCACAGCGUAACCAGGCGCCAGACGAGGAGCCGCCAUCCCCUAGUGGUCGCCAUAUAAUCCUGCCGCCGAAAGUUAACGAGUCGCAAGAUCACACUGCUCCAGGCUCGCCUAGCCCAUCCACCCAGCCGCUGACCACAGAACAGGCGUCCCCACCACUAAAGACGGGCAUAGCACGACUUUUUAGGCGUAAACAGAUCUACGAUGGAGAUCGCGGCGAAUCAAAUACCGAGCCUGAAACUAGACGUAGAUCAAUAUCUGACAGACAGGGCAUGAGAACGAAAGCAUCGCGCAUUCUGUAUACAACCGACGAGGAGGUGCGCGAUGCACUCAUGGAAUUUGCCGUCUUUAUCAUAUUUCUCGUCUUAACUUCUUUGGUCACGCUCUCAGUUCGUCAUCCCUACAUGUUCUAUUUUAAUGAUACGAUAAAGAAACUUUUCACAACCCGUGAUAUGAUUAUAGUUCCCUCGGUCACUAUAUCAUUUGAAAAGAUCCUGACCAUACCGGACUUUUGGGACUAUUUAGUCUAUAAUUUUUUAGUAAAUCUACACGGCGAUAUGACAGGCAUAAACUCGAACCUUCAACAAAUUGACAACCCAGAUGUUUCGAUAACUGAACCUGGAGGUGGACCUGGAGGUGGACCUGGAGGUGGACCUGGAGGUGAUCCUGGAGGUGGAUCCGGAGGUGGACCCGGAGGUGGACCCGGAGGUGGACCCGGAGGUGGACCUGGAGGUGGACCCGGAGGUGGACCUGGAGGUGAACCUGGAGGUGGACCUGGAGGUGGACCCGGAAGUAAAUCUGAAGAAGACCAAGUUGUUAAUGACGAUAACCCAAUACGCAAAGAUAAACGUCAAGCACAUACGGGGAACACAACGAAUCUGCUAGGUAGAGUCUUUUUGCAUGAGAACCUAUUGCUGGGACCGCCCCGACUGCGGCAGAUACGUGUGCGCAAAGAUAGCUGCAAUGUUAACGAUGCCUUUAUACGUUACUUCAACACAUGCUAUGCAGAGUAUUCAUCAGGAACGGAGGAGAUUGUAGACUAUCACAUGGGCACCCCAUUUAGAACGAUGAAGGACUUAGACUCGACUCCCUUGUGGACACAAUUGAAUUUUUAUCGCACUGGCGGCUAUACCGUCGACUUAUCCUUUAGUAAGCAGAAAAAUCUACGGACUAUCAAAAGAUUGAUGAAUGAACAUUGGCUGGAUCGCGGCUCGCGGCUUUGCCUGAUCGAGUUUAAUUUAUAUAACGCAAAUACAGAUAUAUUUCAGAGUGUAAAAUUUAUUGCGGAAAUACCGCCUACUGGGGGUGUCAUACCUCAGAGUCAGCUGCAGACCGUGAAAGAACUCUCAUUUUUAACUGAUCGAAGUCUGUCCAUGACCUGCGUAAUUAUAUUUUGGUAUGUUAUGGUUGUAUACUACACCAUUUCGGAAAUAACUGCAAUACGCAGAAUUGGCCCCAAGAAUUACUUUAAGUCAAUAAUGAAUAUACAGGAUUUACUUAUAUUGGUCUUUGCAUAUCUGGCUAUGAUCUAUAACGUUUGGCACAUGUUUAAGGUGAGUGGAAUUGUAGAUGCAUUAAAGUCCAAAGAAAAGUACCUGAGUUUGGAUACUUUAUGUUUGUGGAAUACUAUAUAUGUGGAUAUGAUGGCCAUUUUGGCAUUUCUCGUUUGGGUUAAGAUCUUUAAAUUUAUUAGUUUCAAUAAGACGCUCGUGCAGUUUACAACGACAUUGAGACGUUGCUCGAAGGAUUUGGCUGGCUUCAGUCUCAUGUUCGGCAUCGUUUUUCUGGCAUAUGCCCAGCUGGGUCUCCUGCUGUUUGGCACUAAGCAUCCAGAUUUUCGCAAUUUCCUGACAUCUAUUUUGACCAUGAUACGCAUGAUUCUGGGCGACUUUCAAUACAAUCUCAUUGAGCAGGCUAACCGUGUGCUGGGACCCAUUUACUUCCUCACUUACAUUCUGCUGGUCUUCUUUAUUCUGCUGAAUAUGUUCUUGGCCAUCAUCAUGGAAACGUACAAUUCGGUAAAGAGUGAAAUAACUCAGGGUCGCAGUCAGCUGGGCGCAUAUGUCUAUAAGAAAAUUUCAGCUUUCUUCUAUAUGAUUAGACACUGUGGACGCAAGCGUCAAAAUCAGGUCCUGCCACAGCCGACUGAAACCGAAGAAGAUUUAGGCACUGAUAUGGCUAACAAUCCCUACCAACCGAGGGAAAGAAUUCAUUUACGCAGAAAUCUAACGGAAGCCGAGGCGCACUAUUUCGCAGAUGUACCUAAUGAAGUCAGGAAUAAGGAUAUGUACCGUCUCAACAAUCGCGUUUCUUUGCUGGAGGAAAUUCUGGAACAGCUGGUUACCAAUAUGGAUACCAUUUUAAAGCGGGUGGAAAGCGAAAUUAAGAAAAACAAAUGAAGCUGGGUCUAUAGAGUUUCUGUAGCUUUCAAUGAUUAG
This is a messenger RNA of Drosophila arizonae, 2595 nucleotides long. RefSeq names its product Polycystic kidney disease 2 (gene Pkd2). Gene Ontology annotation, cellular component: membrane. The record is from RefSeq and is a predicted model, not a curated record. Gene Ontology annotation, molecular function: calcium channel activity. Gene Ontology annotation, biological process: detection of mechanical stimulus. NCBI's taxonomy places the organism in Eukaryota, Metazoa, Arthropoda, Insecta, Diptera, Drosophilidae.